GUGGCCUCCGCGCCUUCCUGCCCCGGCAGCCGGGAGCCGCCGAGGGCGCCGAGGACAGGGCUGCCAGGCCGCGGUGCUCCUGUGGCCCAGCCUGAGCCGGAGCAGGGGGACCCGUGGGACCACCCGCAGCUGAACCAGAGCAGAGGGACCCGUGGGACCACCUGCAGCUGAGCCAGAGCAGAGGCACCCACAGCCAAGCCGGACCAGAGGGACUCACGGGACCAUCGUGCUGCAGGCAGCAUGGCGCAGUGGCAGGAGGUGCAGAGUUUGGCCAACGCCUACCUGGAGCAGGUCCACCAGCUGUACGCCAGGGCGGAGCUGCCCAUGGCGGUGCGGCAGUGCCUGGCCGCCUGGAUCGAGGACCAGAACUGGCGCCAGGCAGUCGAGCCACUCUCGUCCCAUGCCCGGAUGCUCUUCCACUCCUUGCUGGCGCUGCUGGGUGAGCGCCUGGGCAGCCCGGGGCUGGGCGACGAGGACUUCAUGCUGAAGCACAACCUGCGCAAGGCCCGCCGUGACCUCCAGGCCGAGUUCGAGGAGUGUCCGGAGAAGUUCGCCAACCUGGUGGCUAACCUGCUGCAGGAGGAGCGACGGAUCCUGCGCCUGGGGCAGGCGGGGGAGCAGGGUGGGGCUGCCCCGGCCCCUGGCACACCCCCGGAGAGUGACCGGGAGCAGCAGAUCCGGCGGCGCCUGGCCGAGUUCCAUGUGGCCCUGCAGGAGGCCGAACGCGCCUUCCGGCACUUGGAGGACCUGCAGGACGCCUUCGACUUCUGCUUCAAGGUGCACUACCUGCCAGGCGAGGACAGGACCAGUGACCCCCAGUACGCCCAGCAGGUCCAAGCUCUCCAGGCCAAGCUGCAGAUCCUGGACCGGCAGCGGCGGGAGGUGCUGGCUCAGAUGCAGCAGCUUCUGGGUCGCAGCGAGACCCUGCGGGACUUCCUGCAGCAGGAGCUGGGGGCUUGGCGGGAGCGGCAGCAGCGUGCCUGCCUGGGGGCCCCCACCGACACCCGCCUGCACCUGCUGGAGACCUGGUUCACAGAGCUGGGCCAGGGGCUCUUCCAGCUGCUGCAGCUGCUGCGGGCACUGGGGGACCUGCGGCAGAAGGUGACCUAUGAGAGGGACCCGCUGAAGGCAGAGACCCCCCUCCUGGAGCGGCGGCUGCGGGAGCUGCUCUCCUACCUGCUGCAGAGUGCCUUCGUGGUGGAGCAGCAGCCCAGCAUGCCCAACGCCUACAAGCGCCCGCUGGUGCUGCGCACGGCCACCAAGUUCUCGGCCCGCGCCCGCCUGCUCGUCCGCCUCCACGACCGCAACCACCGCAUGGAGGCCAAGAUCCACAUCGACAGGGACCCCCCCAAGAUAAAAGGGUUUCGCAAGUUCAACAUCCUGACCUCAAGCAGCAAAACCCUCCUGGCAGGGGACAGUCCCCAGGACGGGCUGGUCUGCGACUUCCAGUACCUCACGCUGAAGGAGCAGAAGGACAGCAGGUCAGGCAAGGGCAGCAAAGGCACCGGUGAGGGUCCCCUGGUCGUGACAGAGGAGCUGCACCUCAUCACCUUCACGCUGGCGUACGCCUACUGCGGGCUGGAGCUGGAGCUGGAGACCUCCACGCUGCCCUUCGUCAUCAUCUCCAACAACAACCAGCUCUCCAGCGCCUGGGCCUCCAUCCUCUGGUUCAACAUGCUCAGCAGCGACCCUAAGGAGCAGCAGUUUUUCUCCGCGCCGCCCCUGGCACCCUGGCCCCGGCUGGCCGAGGUGCUGAGCUGGCAGUUUGAGAGCGUGGCUGAGCGGGGCCUGAGCAAGGACCACCUCCUCAUGCUGGCCGAGAAGCUCUUCGGUAAGGCUGGGUGCCAGCCCCAAGCCUCCUGGGGCUGGGACGGGGGCCGUGCUGCCCCCCCUCACCCUGCUCUUGCCUCAAAGGCUCAAAGCCAUCUGUGGAGAGCACCCUGGCCUGGCCCAAGUUCUCCAAGGGCUGACGGUACCUCCCCUAGGCUCAUCCUGGGCUUCGUGAGCCGAAAGCAAGAGAAGAAGCUGCUGAAGGGCAAGCGGACGGGCACGUUCCUGAUACGGUUCAGCGAGAGUGUCCUGGGGGGGGUCACCUGCACUUGGGUAGAGCACCCUACCAGUGGGCCCCCCGCUUUCCGUGCGGUGGUUCCCUACACCACGGCCGAGCUAGCGUCCCUGGCGCUGCCCGACAUCAUCCGCGACUACCAGCUGCUGGUGGAGGAGAACAUCCCCGAGAACCCCCUCCAGUUCCUGUACCCUGACAUCGCCCGCGACGAGGCCUUCGGACCCUACUACAGCCAGCGGCAGGAGGGGAACCUCACGGAGCAGAAGAAAUACCUGAACCGGCGCCUCAUCCGUGUGUCCUCCAGGCAGGCAAAUGAGUCGUGGCAGACAGAAGAGGAGUUGGUGGCUGCCACGGAAAACCUGGAGACGCUGCAGCUGCAGCCUGGUGGCCUGGGGACACAGCAGCCCAGUGGCCUGGCACCACUGCAGCCCGGGACCUCAGGGACACUGCAGCCCAGGGACAGGGGGAUGCUGCAUGUCACAUCUGGGAACCUGGGGACGCUGCAGUCCUCAAGCCCAGGGACAGCGCAGGGCAUGGCUGCGAGCCCGGGGAUGCUGCAGCCCGGGGGCUCGGGGACACUGCAGCCAGGGCCCCAAGGCCUGGAACCACCACGGCCACAGCAGGUGGGAUCAGGGGUCUCAGAGAUGCUGCAGCCAGGGAUUGGGGACCUGGAGCCGCAGUUGGUGCUGCAGCUGGUCCCCGAGGGCCAGGGGACACUGCAGGUGGGACCGGGGGGUCUGGGGACGCUGCAGGUGCUGCAAGGAGGGCUGGGGAUACUGCAGCAUGUGGCACCCAAGGACCAGGGGACACAGCAAGCGGGAGCUGGGGCCCUGGAGCCGCAGCUGGUGGCUGGGGACACGGGGAUGCUGCAGCAAGUGGGAGUUGGGGAUGCAGGGCUGCUGCAGCCAGUGCUGGGAGCUGUGCAGCCGCUGCUGCUCCCUGAGGGGCAGGGGACACUGCAACCAGAGCUGAGGGACCUGGAGCCACUGCCCGGGAGCCCGGAUGUGCAGGAGCUUCUGCAGUCACUGACGGAGGGGCUGAAGCCAGGCUCGGGGAUGCUGGAGACGCUGGAGGUGGCGGAGCUCAUGCCUGACAUGCUGGAUGUCAUGAAUGGGGGGCUGGAGGGGCUGGGCCCCAGGCUGGCAGGCGGCACCGCGCUCCUGGACUCCCACGACCCAUUCCUGCCACAGCCCGAGGACGCAGCCCUGCCCACCGUGAGCUCCCUCUUCACUGCUGCAGCCGACUUCCCUCCGCUCCACAUCGACGCCAAUGACUUCCAGUAACUCCCCCU
Molecule: messenger RNA, 3356 nt
Organism: Haliaeetus leucocephalus (bald eagle)
Lineage: Eukaryota; Metazoa; Chordata; Aves; Accipitriformes; Accipitridae
Gene: STAT2
Product: signal transducer and activator of transcription 2, 113kDa
Exons: 22
Coding region: 241-3348 (1035 amino acids)
Biological process (GO): type I interferon-mediated signaling pathway; cell surface receptor signaling pathway via JAK-STAT; regulation of transcription by RNA polymerase II
Molecular function (GO): DNA-binding transcription factor activity, RNA polymerase II-specific; RNA polymerase II cis-regulatory region sequence-specific DNA binding
Source: RefSeq, a predicted model, not a curated record